Orbicella faveolata is the source of this 2133-nucleotide messenger RNA. RefSeq lists its product as uncharacterized. The record is from RefSeq and is a predicted model, not a curated record. Lineage: Eukaryota; Metazoa; Cnidaria; Anthozoa; Scleractinia; Merulinidae.
CUGACCAUUUUUGAGGGGACAAACUAGUUGAAAUCUGUUUUUCCUAUGCUUCUGAUACGUGGUGUGAUGUUUGUCCGUUGUUUGGUCACGUGGUCGCCAAGGGUCGAAGCCUAAGUUGAGCCUCCAUAUUGCAUCCGCUGGUGAACAGCGUUAAUCUUGCAGCGUGACAUGCUUCCUGGGCACUCAUCAAAUCGAGGUUGAAAUUUUGUCCAUUUCAAAAUGGCGGCUAAGUUUUCGAGAUUUCACGAGAAUCGAUCCUAUGAGACCGGAAGUGCGGACCUUUCUCAUUUUGACGAAGAUGAACCGACAGUUGAGAAAGCUACCUUGGACGCACACAUUACGGAGGAAAACAUUGGAUAUCAGAUGGCGGUCCGGCUGGGUUGGAUCACUGGAUCAGGACUGGGAAGGAAGAACCAAGGUCGCACAGAGCCAAUACCCCUUGUUAUGAAGGAGGAUACUUUAUGUCUUGGCCGUCUUGCAUCAGAGUUUGAGCAAGCAGAUGAAGCUACACGCAACAGGAGGGCAUUGGAAAUAGAGAAAGAAGACACUGAUGAACUUCAGCAAAAGUAUCAGAAUGAGCAGGAAAAGGAAAAAGCAAUUCAGGAAAGCUUGAAAGAUUUGAAAGAAAUGUUCUACUGUGAACUUUGUGACAAGCAAUAUUUUAAGUAUAAAGAAUAUGACAACCACAUCAACUCAUAUGACCAUGCUCAUCGGCAGAGACUCAGAGAACUCAGGCAAAGAGAAUCAACAAGAAAUAUAUAUGCAAAGAAGAAGAAAGAACAGAAACAAAUGGAAAAGGAAUUGCAGAGGCUUCACCUUAUUUCUGGAAAGACUACAACUGAAUCCAGACCUGAUGCAGGAUUCAAUACAGUGUUCAGGUCUUCAUCCAGUGCACCAACCUCUGGCUUCAAGCCAAUCGCAGUACGGGGGAGCUUUCAGGCAGUUCCACCCCCACCCGCUACUGACUUUGCACCCCCUCUUCCAAGAGAACCUGCCCCACCCCUCCCUGAUGAACCAGUUCCUCCCCCACCACCUCCCCCACCAGGAGAUCAACAAACAAAGAAGCCUUUUAGCUUCAAAAUGGGUUCAUCAUCUGGGGAACAAGGCCUGGCAGAGACAUCCACUAGCACCACACCUGCAAAACAGGGUCUUUCCUUCAGUCUCGUGAAGAAGAAAGGUGUAACUGUUGUACAGUUUGGCGUCAAAUCCAAACCUGCAAAGACCACUGCUUCUGCUUUUGCUGAAUCAAGUAGUGAAGAGGAAGAAGAUGAAAUGCAGGAGGAAGACACAAGAGUCUCAUUUGACAAUGAGCAACUGACUUCUACUCCUACACAACAGCAAGAUACUCUGGAAAAAGUCAUAGAGUAUGCUGACACUUUAAGAAUAAAAGCGGCUCUCAAGCCAAAACUGUUGAUCAGAUUUGUGAAGGGUACAGAACAGGGUGGAAUACUUCCUGGAACUAUUCCAAAAUCUGAUGAAUCUGAUGAACCGAAGGAAGAGACUAAACCCAUUGCUAGAAAGUUUAGAGAGUUCAAGGAGAAGAAAGAGGUCACAGAAAAGAGCAAGGAAGAGGACUGUAAAGAUUCUGGAAAUAGCGCAAAAGAUGCAAAGCACAGGAAAAAGGAGGAACGUCACUACAAGGAAAGGAUAAAAGAUUAUAAAGAAAGGAAGGAUUACAGUGACAGAGGUAAUCGUUCAGAAAGAACAUUGGACAGAAGAGAAGAUAAAUAUAAUUACAGAAAUUCUGAAGAUUAUGAGGAAAGAAAACAACUCAGAAAAAAGGAAUCCAGAGACAGAAAAAAUGAAAAACGCAACGUAAAGGAAUCAGGACAUGUUGACGAAUUCAGUGCGAGAAAAUCAUAUAACAAGAAAAAGUAUUCUGACUAGUGAAGGUAACAGAGGAUUCUCCAAUUCUGUAGAAGAUUCAUAUGCAGCUAAGAAAAAGGACGGGAAAACUUGAAGUUUAUAGUAAGCUUCAACACUGCUUCAUUAGCAGUUUGGUUUUGAAUGUUCUCGUUUAUUUGUGUAGGCAAAAGGAGAUUGAGUGGUAUUCUUUUGUAUUCACUGGGUCACCGAAUUCAAUUUAUAAUGUAUGUUCCUCUGAAUUAAAAUACAGCAAAAACCUUUUGUUUA